AAAACUUCCUGGCCUGGGCUACCGGCGGCUGUGUCUACCAACUCUUCAGUCCCGCCUACCGGUGCCCAGCGCUUACCCUCCUCUCCCCCGGCUCCCUCCGGGUCCGCCAUGGCCAAAGCCUACGACCACCUCUUCAAGUUGCUGCUGAUCGGGGACUCGGGGGUGGGCAAGACUUGUCUGAUCAUUCGCUUUGCAGAGGACAACUUCAACAGCACUUACAUCUCCACCAUCGGGAUUGAUUUCAAGAUCCGCACUGUGGAUAUAGAGGGGAAGAAGAUCAAACUGCAAGUCUGGGACACAGCUGGCCAAGAGCGAUUCAAGACGAUAACUACUGCCUAUUACCGUGGAGCCAUGGGCAUUAUUCUAGUAUACGACAUCACUGAUGAGAAAUCCUUUGAGAAUAUUCAGAACUGGAUGAAGAGCAUCAAAGAGAAUGCCUCAGCUGGGGUGGAGCGCCUCCUGCUGGGAAACAAGUGUGACAUGGAGGCCAAGAGGAAGGUACAGAAGGAGCAGGCAGAUAAGUUGGCUCGGGAGCACGGAAUCCGAUUUUUUGAGACUAGUGCCAAGUCCAGUAUGAAUGUGGACGAGGCUUUCAGUUCCCUGGCCCGGGAUAUCUUGCUGAAGUCAAGAAGCCGGAGAUCGGAAAACAGCAGCAAGCCCUCCAACACUGACCUGAAAACUUGCGACAAAAAGAACACCAAGUGCUCCCUGGGCUGAGGACCCCUUUCUGCCUCCCUACCCUAAGCCUGGAGGUUGAACCUGAGGGAAGCAGGGCUCAGGGCUGAAUGGGGGAGAGAUAGCAGGUGGGGCUUGGAGAGAUAAAGAUGGGUGGAUGGUGAAAGAAUGGGGAGAAAAUGGAGAAGAAAAAAAGGAAAGUGAGAGAGGAAAGAGGAAAAGAAGAAAAGGAGGUAGAAUAGAGAGGGAAGAAGCAAUAAGGGAAAGAUUGAGGAAGUAAAAAAAGGUAAGAAGGAGUAGGAAAAGAGGGAGGAGAAAAGGAAGGAUAGAUAACCCUGGGCCUCAGACCUUCCCUGGGUUUCCAGGGCAAACAUAAAUGUAAAUAAAUAAUUGAUUUAUUUUGUUACUGGAUCAGGUUUUAGGGUCCUGUGAGAGACUGGCUCAGCACCAUCCCCUGAAAGUGUGGCCCUAUUCUGUCACUCUGCAUGGUCUUUCUCACUAUUAAAGACCUCCAUUUGCACAAAUGUCCCUAGUUUGGGUAACUCAUCAUUGUCGGAAUUGCUUUUUACUCCUAAACCUAAUUCCUACCUCUGAGGUAGUUCGGCUGCCUGAACCUGGCUGGGUUCCUGUGAUGGCAGGACUACUCCUACCGCUUUCUCCCUUCUCCAGCUGUUUCACUGACUAGGAAAACAGCAAGGAGCAGAGGUUCUCUGAACUUGAAUGUGUGGACGGACAUAGUUUGG
Molecule: messenger RNA, 1418 nt
Organism: Molossus molossus (Pallas's mastiff bat)
Lineage: Eukaryota; Metazoa; Chordata; Mammalia; Chiroptera; Molossidae
Gene: RAB13
Product: RAB13, member RAS oncogene family
Exons: 8
Coding region: 109-717 (202 amino acids)
Biological process (GO): Golgi vesicle fusion to target membrane; protein secretion; cellular response to insulin stimulus
Cellular component (GO): endosome; plasma membrane; trans-Golgi network transport vesicle
Molecular function (GO): GTPase activity; GTP binding
Source: RefSeq, a predicted model, not a curated record